GUUAACCUCCCGUCACCUUUUCUUGGCGCCUCAGCACCAAACCGACAACCGCCUGCUGAGACUGCACUCUUGUCCCGGCCCACCAGCAAUUGAUGAAACCCCGAGCCCGACGACUUCGUUCAUUGCGACGUGUCUGCAGCCAGCGCCGGACGCUGUUGACACGUCGGCGCGCCGGCUCUUCCUCCAGAUUCCUGGCAACCCGCCCUCGCGCGCCGCCUUCGACUCCUCGUCGCCCUGCGCCAGCACCUGCAGCAGCGCCACCGACCUCUCCAUGCGAUCCGCCUCACCCCAUGGCACCGACGUGUCAACGGCCGCCACCUCCUUGUCCGGCACAGAGUCGCCCAUGACUUUAUAUACAGGCUCGCCGAGGCAGAAUGGAGCAGCCCAUCUCCCGGUCGACUCGCCCCGCCGCGCCCCGCUUCCUCUCGCCCUCGACGUCGACGCCGCUUUUGCCUUUCCGCCGCACGCGCUUGCCGACAUGAUCGCCUCCAAGAGUCUGGCCGAACUCCAGGCACUAGGAGGGAUGCAGGGCAUUACACGGGGCCUGCGGACGGAUGCGAAGGCCGGCUUAAGCCUCGACGAGACUUGGACCGGGGGUGAAACACACGAGUGGGAGCACCAGGAGGACCUGUUGGGCGGCUCCUCGUUGCUGGCGAAAAGACGGGCCGUCUUCGGGACGAACCGUUUGCCAGACAAGCCGAUCAAGGGCAUCUUCCAGCUCAUGCUGCUUGCUCUGAACGACAAGGUCUUGAUACUCCUCUCGGUUGUUGCAACCAUCUCGCUCGGCCUCGGCCUCUACCAGGCCUUCUGGGUGUUCCACGGCCCCGGCCAGCCUCGCGUGGAAUGGGUUGACGGCGUCACCAUUAUGACUGCCGUUGUCAUUGUUGUUGUCGCUGGCGCAUUGAACGACUACCAGAAGGAACAGCAGUUUGCGCGGCUGGCUAAAAAGAAAGAUGAUCGAAUGGUCAAGGUCAUCCGCUCGGGAAAAUCCAUUGAGCUUUCUGUCUAUGACAUUCUAGCAGGGGACAUUGUCCACCUCGAGCCUGGAGAUCUCGUCCCCGCCGACGGCCUUCUCGUAUCCAGCCACAACAUCCGAUGCGACGAGUCGUCCGUAACGGGAGAAACCGACCAGAUAGCCAAAGUUGGCGGCCACGAGGCGCUGGAAAGACUACAUACCGGCCGAGGCUUGCGAGAUGCCGACCCAUUCAUCAUCUCGGGGGGCAAGGUCUUGGAGGGGCUCGGCACCUAUAUCGUCACUGGCGUGGGCGUGAACAGUGUUUAUGGGCGACUCAGGAUGGGCCUGGAAGAACCAUCCGAGGCUACGCCACUGCAGCAAAAGCUCAGCGCUGUUGCCGAUAGGAUUGCCACGACCGGAGUUGCAGCGGCCGUCCUGCUUUUCAUUGCCCUGGCUGCCAAAUUCUUCAUCCAGUUGCCCAGCAGAUCCGACUCGGACUUUGAGAAGGCUCAAAGCUUGCUUAGAAUUUUCAUCGUGUCCAUCACAGUCGUUGUUAUUGCCGUCCCUGAAGGAUUGCCGCUCGCUGUUACUCUGGCGCUCGCAAUUGCCGUGACAAGAAUGCUCAAGGACAAUAAUCUAGUGAGGGUCCUGUCUGCGUGCGAGACAAUGGGAAAUGCCACAACCGUCUGCUCCGACAAGACAGGAACCCUCACCAUGAAUAAGAUGAAAGUUACAGCUGGCAUGGUUGGAGCCGACGGCCAGUUUGCGAAUCACCGCACCCGAUUCUCGAAUUUCGCCUUAGCAAUCAGGGCACCGGCACUUGGAUUCGGUUCUGCAGUCGCUGAUGCCGACUCCACGACUUCCGGUUCGAGUACUGAGCAAGGCAGCAGCUCUGCAUCUACCUCCACCGGCCUGUUCGUCGCCUCAAUUGCUGCAGAAGUUCGGGCGCAGCUGGUUCAAUCAAUUGCGAUCAAUUCGACAGCGUUUCAGGGCGAAUGCGACGGCAGGCCAACCUAUAUCGGCUCAAAGACAGAGGCUGCACUUCUGACCUUUGCCGCCGAACGGCUUGGCAUGGGCUCACUUCACGAAGUGCGAGCCAACGCCGAGGUUGUGGAAAUCUUUCCUUUCGACUCGGGCCGGAAGUGCAUGGCCACGGUGACACGGCUCGGCGGCAACGCGUACCGAAUGUACGUAAAGGGUGCGCCCGAGAUUUUGCUUGACCAGUGUGACCGUAUCAUCGCCGAUUCGGCACGCUCUAUGGAAGAGAUCCAAUUGACCCACGAGCGUUGCGAGAAAGUGGUCGAAACCGUAGAUAGAUUUGCGUCUGAAUCGCUCCGCACCCUCGGCCUCGCCUUUCGGGAUUUCCCCUCCUGGCCACCACCAGCCACCGAGCCUGACAUGGGUACUGGCCGUGUGUCGUUGUUUGAUAGCGUGUUUCAGGGCCUCACCUUCUUCGCGGUCAUGGGCAUCCAGGACCCGCUGAGAGCGGGCGUCGAAGAGGCCGUGGCGCUUUGCCAGCACGCGGGAGUGUUUGUGAGAAUGGUUACUGGCGACAACGUCAAAACGGCAACAGCGAUCGCAGCUGCAAGUGGGAUUCUGACCAAAGACGGCGUCGUCAUGGAAGGUCCCGAGUUCAGGAGAAUGUCGGAAGGACAGAUGUUUGCGAUUCUCCCCAGGCUGCAGGUUUUGGCACGAUCCAGCCCGGACGAUAAAAAGCUGCUGGUCAGGAGGCUGAAGAAGCUCGGCGAGACUGUGGCUGUGACAGGUGACGGAACCAACGACGGGCCUGCUUUGAGGGCUGCUGACGUGGGCUUCUCCAUGGGCAUUUCCGGCACUGAAGUCGCAAAGGAAGCCUCGUCGAUUGUGUUGAUGGACGACAAUUUCUCGUCGAUUGUCAAAGCAAUUGAGUGGGGGCGGACAGUCAACGAUGUGAUAAAGAAGUUCCUGCAGUUCCAACUCACCGUCAACAUCACCGCAGUCACUCUCACCUUCGUGUCAGCGAUUGCGGGCGAUACUGAGGAAGCAAUACUCACCCCGGUUCAACUUCUCUGGGUCAAUCUGAUCAUGGACACUUUUGCCGCCCUGGCGUUGGCAACAGACCCCGCAAACCCGAGUGUUCUCAACCGCAAGCCCGAGAGGAGAGACGCGCCACUCAUCUCGCUUACCAGCUGGAAGAUGAUUGUCGGACAGGCUGUCUACCAGCUCGCCGUGACAUUGGUGCUGAACUUUGCUGGAAAUGACCUGCUCGGCUACGACACACCAGGGAAGCAAGAGGCCCUCAACACGCUCAUAUUCAACACGUUUGUGUGGAUGCAGUUUUUCAACCUAUACAAUAACCGGCGACUUGACAACAAUCUCAACAUAGUCGAGGGUAUCUUUCAAAAUCCUUUCUUCAUCGCCAUCAAUGUUGCCAUUGUCGCUGGCCAAGUCUUGAUUGUUUGUUACGGUGGAGAGGCCCUGUCGGUGGCGCCACUGACGUCGAAGCAAUGGGGAAUUUCUCUUCUUCUGGGCUUUCUUUCCAUCCCGGUUGGGAUGGCCAUACGGUUCAUCCCAGAUAGCCUCGUUCGCAGGGUCCUUGGAUGGAGAAGGCAGAGGACAGAGCGGACGAGACUCCAAGUUUCUCUGCCACCCGUGGAACACUGUUCCGACACACACGACCCCAUGUCAUGGAGCCGGGCCAUUGAGAAUGUACGGUGCAAGCUCAUGCUUCUGAGGCAGCCCCGAAGCUCGCGGCUUGGUAGAAUCAGUCACAAGAUAUCGGCAUUUAUGUACGGCAAGACCCUGUCGGACGGGAGCGGCAGUACCCCUGACGAAAGGAGCCCCUUGCUCGCGGCCAAGAGCAGCACCGGCACGAGCGGGACGAGCAGCCUCAGACUCCAACAUCACAAGUCGGAUUCAAGCUUUGCGCCAGCCGCGGUCAUGGCGGGCAUGGUGGCGGGAAGCGUUGCGGGAUGGCCGCCCCCCAACGGCUAAGUUUACGGUUUUUAGUUGUUUUGAUGAAUAUUCCAAACGAGUCGGCAAAAAAAGGGAGUUGGAGAGCGGAAUUGUCCUUUGGGGAGAAUAAUUAACACGAGCGUUUGCAUUCUAAUUUUAAUUUGUAACUAGAACGUCAAGUACUUGCGAAGCGACUGUGUAAUGAUUACUCCUUGGUUUACCACAACUUUGCUCCUAUUCACACUAGGCUGUGAUAAGACUCUACAUAAAUUGGCCCAGAUGGGCAUUUGCAAGACGGUCAAUAGAAUUGUGUACCUAAUUAAGAUGGAUCUGGAGCAACCAUGG
Molecule: messenger RNA, 4234 nt
Organism: Lasiosphaeria miniovina
Lineage: Eukaryota; Fungi; Ascomycota; Sordariomycetes; Sordariales; Lasiosphaeriaceae
Exons: 4
Coding region: 272-3928 (1218 amino acids)
Biological process (GO): calcium ion transmembrane transport; intracellular calcium ion homeostasis
Cellular component (GO): plasma membrane; intracellular membrane-bounded organelle
Molecular function (GO): ATP binding; P-type calcium transporter activity; ATP hydrolysis activity
Source: RefSeq, a predicted model, not a curated record